Molecule: messenger RNA, 3798 nt
Organism: Ostrea edulis (European flat oyster)
Lineage: Eukaryota; Metazoa; Mollusca; Bivalvia; Ostreida; Ostreidae
Product: cubilin-like
Exons: 17
Coding region: 1-3225 (1074 amino acids)
Source: RefSeq, a predicted model, not a curated record
AUGCACGGAAUUUAUGUCAAACGAUUGGAUUUUAGAAAUCAUAUCUUAUGGUUUUGUUUUGGAGCAUUUAUCGUAUCAGUGUAUGGAAGCUGCGGCCAAAAUUUUUCUGGAGACGUCGGGGCUUUUGCCAUUACCACUUCUCAAAAUCGGAAUUCUCCUGACUCUUGCAUCGUCAGAAUUAACGUUACGGAGGGAAAACUUGCUAUCCUCAGAUUUAAAACUCUCAUCAUAAACUGUUCAACGGAUUUCAUAGAGAUCAGAGAUGGACGCAGUGAAGAGUCGGAGUUGAUACGGCGGUAUUGUGAAACUUCCGCUUUCACAGUGGCAGCCACGCAAAAUUUCAUGUUCAUCAGAUUCAUUAACAGCCAGAGCUUGAGAGAUCUCGUUGUUUCAGCGGAAUAUUUUGUUUUUGAUCAUGCAGACGCCAAACUGAAUGCUUCGUCUGGAUCGUUCGCGUCUCCUCGAUAUCAAGGACCGGCAUCAUUGCUAUAUGCUAACAACUUUCGCACGACAAUUUCAAUAUCUGUCCCCGGUGACUUUGGCAUCAUCUUUAAGUUUACAGAAUUUGACAUGGAGCCACGUCACAAUGGGAAGUGUCUAGAUUACUUGGAGAUACAACAGGCAGAUGGAAGAUCGUUUGGCCAAUUUUGUGGUUCUUCUCUUCCAUAUGACAUAGUGUCCACAUUCAGUACCAUGUACUUUCACUUUGUAACGAACACCAACAUUGCGUUCUUUGGAUUUUCUUUCACGUGGGAAGUUUGUGGAGGCGUCAUAGAUCAGGCAGCAGGGACGAUGAACCUCCCCAUUUUCAACGGCUACUACAAAAAUAACAUGGACUGUAGGUAUGUGUUCCGACAACCGGAAGGGAAACGUGUAGCAGUCACCUUCACUAAAUUCAACUUACAACAGAAGACGUCAGAUGGGAAGUGUAUGGACUACGUACAGAUAACCGACACGGGCUUGGGAUCCACCAUCCCUAUAGCGGAACACUGUGGAAUUAUUACCUCCCCUUUCACAGUGACGUCACAGUCCAAUGAGCUCACCAUUCGCUUCUAUUCUGACACAUAUACCCAGGGUUAUGGAUUUACGGUUUCCUAUCUUCAAGUGGAACCAUGUGGAGGCAAAUACGAACUACUAGAGGGCCGAUUUUUCCCGCCUACCUACAGCAACCUGUACUCCGCCAAUGAGCAUUGUCAUUUUCACGUAAAGACAUUUGUCGGAAGUAGAAUUAUGGUGGCAUUCAGCAAAUUUAAGUUGGAAACAAAGUGGGCAGCAAGUUGUGUUGACUAUGUAGAGAUUGUGGAUCCGUUUGCAUUCAAACAUCAGACAUUGCCAAACGGGUCUCCUCACGAUCACAUCCUUGAGAACAGUCACCGUCACUACUGCGGGGUCACUAAACCGCCGAACACCUUGUACUCCGGAAACGAGUUAUUCAUCAAGUUCGAAUCAGAUGGUUCCCUGGAAAAUGAGGGCUUUGUGUUAGAAUGGGCAGCAUGUGGGGGAAAGAUCUCCGAUCAUUACGGUGAAAUAAAGUCACCAGAACUUUAUCUUUCGCACGCGCUGGAUCUGACGUGUGUAUAUACUAUAGAACCACGAGACGUCUCGUCGUUUUUCGUGCAGUACAGUACGGAAUUUAUCCAAUCAAACACGGGGUCAUGUGAAAAUAUUCUACAGGUUGAUGACAUCGGUCCUAAGAACACGACACUACUCAAUCUGCCGUGUUCUAACGACGGAACAGGACUUCUGCAGACAGGGGCUAAGAAAUUGCAACUAACCUUUAACCAAGCACUCGGAAGGCCUCGAAGUUUUAAGUAUAGUUUGAAAUGGACAGCUUGCGGCAGUCGAGUUACCACACCCACUGGAAACAUUAGAUCACCAUUUUGGCCUGGUUAUUAUCCAAUCAAGCGGUCAUGUUCCUACAUCAUAGACAGCGUAACCGGAAGCAACAUCGUGCUAGAUUUUCUGAACUUGAAACUAUCGCAAACGGGAAGCUGUGAAGACUACAUCCAGAUUCAUAAUGGCGUGGACGAAAACUCUCCUUUGUUACGAGUGGUCACCGGAAGUGCAAUACCGGAAACAACGAUCUCCACAACUAGUAGAAUGUUCGUAAAGUUUGUGGCACAAUGUGAUGUUAGCUCCGAGGGAUUCCAAGCCAAAUGGAGUGUAUGUGGGGUAACAUUAAGUGAGGAGUCAGGAGAACUCCUGUCUCCUAGUUACCCCCAGAACUACAUCCGGGACAUAGCCUGCAGCUACACCAUAACACAAUACCCAGGAAAGAUAACCUCACUUACCUUCGAAGAUUUCGAUGUUGGAUCGAAAGUUGAUAGCUUGUGUGUCGACGAUUAUGUGGAGAUUCGGGAUGGGUUUUUUCAACAAUCUACUUUAAUUGGAAAGUUCUGCGGAAACUUACAAAGAUUCACCAUUAACUCCACCAGUAAUACUAUUAACAUCAUUUUGGUAUCCAGUAGCAACACAAACAUUCGAUACAGAGGGUUCAAGGCCAAAUACAAAUCAAACGUUAAAGAUACUAUGCUUGACUCUACCACCACAGCGACAUCCAACUUUACCAUUAUCUACAGAGGACUGACGGCGGAUCAAGAAAACUUACUUGAUAUGGAUAUAGCGCUUAUCUCUACAUUAUCUAUCAUCAUAGUUAUUCUCGUCGUCGUUAUCAUUGUCCUCGUUGUGCUGAACAGAAGAAAAAAGCCAUCUUUGAUCGUUCAGGAGCAGAAAGUGGUAGUUUCGAACACCCCACGUAAUGACAGCGUGUUAAAUUACCAUGACAACACACAGCUCUUGGACGUCUACAAUAAGGUGGGCACACCGAGCCAUCAAAACAAAGACCCGGAUGUCAAAGCUGAAAUCAACCUCACCUUACAGCAGCAGCUCAGAGAACAACAAAGGCGAAGGAGUACCGGAAGUCAUUUGACAAGUGACAAGUAUGCACAGCCGCAAAAGAAAUCUUUGCCGGAGAAGAUUGAAGAGUCGACUGAAUUCAGGAGUACCUCGGUGGAGAGUUACAAGCAAACAGCUGAUAACUAUGCUCAAAUGACAGAAACAUUCAAAAAUGAUCAUAUUGAUUUGGAUAACUAUGCGAAAGUUGAUCAGCGCACUAAAGCCCCUGUUCUAAAUUUGUCUACAAGCAAGAAAGGCUAUACUAAUGAUACUUAUGACGACGUGGAAAGUGCUAGAGCAAAACCAUCUUCUGACAUGAUGUAUUUGUAAUUUGAAAGUCUACAAAGAUUUGAGGGGGGGGGGGUGACAAAGUUGGGUAAUAUGAAAACAUUCUGAGUGUUUUGUGACCUGAUUAAAAUCAGGGUAGACUGGGGCAGUUCAUAUACCCGGACUAGUGACGUGGUCAACAGUACCCGGCAUAUUUGCUUGUUUUAUUGAAGAUUGGAAACGGUACUCAAUACAUGCAACAAAAUUUCACACACGUCUAGACAUACGCACACAGUUUAAUGACAGCAAUUAGUGACAGAGUGAAUACAGCAGGAGGUUAUGGGUAUCGUACUCGUGCCCUUUCCAAAAUCUCUCCAAAUCUAUGAAGGCAAAUCUAAUUUUAUGUGGAAACUCGGCGAUAUCAUAACCUAGGAACAAAAUAAACAUGUAGUGAUUUUAAGUCCAUUGAAAUUAUCCAUUACAGAAAUACAUGUGGAACUGCUCAGUUUUCUAUUCUGGUAAUGAAGUAAACAUUUAAUGUACUUGUAAAUAUACUUAUCUUCUCCUGUAAUGUGUGAAUUUGUUCUUUUUUCAGUAUUUUCGGAUACAUUCCAUAGAAAUAAGCAGUACGUUUAA